Molecule: messenger RNA, 1530 nt
Organism: Adineta steineri
Lineage: Eukaryota; Metazoa; Rotifera; Eurotatoria; Adinetida; Adinetidae
Source: the annotation of a GenBank genome assembly
AUGAACGAACAUCAAAGUAAUCAAGUUGAAUCAAUAGAUGUUACUGAUCCUCAAUGUGAUACACAAGUUACAACAAGAAAUUCUAAUGAAAAUUCAUCAUUAUUAACAAAAACAAUUAUUGAAGAUAAACCACCUACACUUGGUGAAUAUACUAUAACAGAACGUGAUGAUAAACCAUCUUUAUUAGAAGUAUUUCGUCAUCAUGUGAAAUCAUAUAAUGGUAGUGAUGAUGCUCGUUUAUGGUUAAAACAUAUUCAAUCGAAAUUUAUGGAAUUUAAUUUAACAUUUGAUGAACGAUUCGAGCUUAUUCCAUAUUUUUUUGAAGAUGAUGUUUUUAUUUGGUAUACAUUAAAUCAAGAUAAAUUUCAAUCGUAUGCACAUUUAUGUCAGUUGUUUAUACAAGAAUAUAUUAAAUUUAAUCGUGAACAAAUUCCUGCUCGUGUUAUUAAUGCUCAUCGUGAACAAACUCCUAAUCAUGUUAUUAAUGCUCAUCGUGAACAAAUUCCUGAUCGUGUUGUUAAUAAUAAUGGUGAACAAAUAAAUGAAUCGUCAGCAUUACAUCCACUUGUUGUUGUUAAUGCUAAUCGUGAACAAAUAAAUGAUUUAUCAAAAACAAUUGCUAAAGCGUUGAUCGACAAAUUCAUUAAAGAUCCAUUAAAAUUUUAUGGUGGUAAAGACAACGUGACAACAUGGAUUGAUGAAAUUGAACAACAAUUUAAUAUAAUGCAUUUAAAUGAUAAUGAAAAAUUAAAAUUAAUUCAUAUAUGUCUUGCUGGUGAAGCUUUACAAUGGUACAAACAACACAACUUUACAUGCUGGACCAUAUUUAUUGAUGAAAUACGCAAAUCAUUUACAUCAAAUUUACAACGUGAUAUGGCUUUUGAUAAACUUAAAAAGUAUCAUCAAACAAUUCAUCAAUCAACAACACAAUAUUAUAUCGAAAUGAUGAAGAUAAUGAAACAAGCUGAUCCACAUAUGAAUGAAUCAACACAAGUUCGAUAUCUUAUGAAUGGUCUUCGUCAAUCUUUAUCUACUGAAACUCGAAGAAAUUAUCCUGCAAAUCCAGAAGCAUUUUUAGCACAAGCAAAAAUAGCUGAAGAACUUACUGCAUUAAAUAAUGUAUUUUCUAGCAGUUCAAUUAAUAAUAAUGAAUUAACAGCAUCAAAUUCUUAUUCAAAUAUUAAUGGUUCAACAACAAAAAAUCAAUUUAAUGAUUCUCGUCGUGAUGCAAAUGAUAAAAAUCAUUAUUAUAAUAAUAAUACUAAUUAUUCUCCUCAUAAUGAUAAUAAUCAACAUGGUUAUUUGAAUCAAAUUUCAAAAUCUUCAUUUUUUAAUUCAUCUCGUCAAGUAAAUGCUGUUAAAUCACCACAAAAAAUUCCAUCAUCAUCAUAUAAUUAUAAUAAUAAUUAUAAUACACAUAAAAAUAAUCGUUUUCAACAACAAUCUCAAUCAUAUAAAUGUUGUUUUAAUUGUGGUUCAGCAACUCAUUUAGCACGUUAUUGUCACCAUUUCGGAAAUCGAAGUCAAUGA